GGAACCGGAAAUGAUACACAGAUCUCAGAAUUUCUUCUUCUGGGAUUCUCAGUGGAACCAGAAUUGCAGCCCAUCCUAUUUGGGGUGUUCCUGAUCAUGUACUUGGUCACCGUGCUUGUAAACCUAUCCAUCAUUUUGGCCACAGUCUCAGAUUCCCACCUCCACAUCCCCAUGUAUUUCUUCCUCUCCAACCUGUCCUUUGUGGACAUCUGUUUUGUUUCUACCACUGUCCCAAAGAUGCUGAUGAAUAUGCAGACACAGAGCAAAGUCAUGUCCUACGCAGGCUGCAUCACCCAGAUGUACUUUUUCAUACUCUAUGUAGGGUUGGACAGCUUCCUCCUGACGGUGAUGGCCUAUGACCGGUUUGUGGCCAUCUGUCACCCCCUGCACUACAUGGUCAUCAUGAACCCCAAGCUCUGUGGACUGCUGGUUCUGACAUCCUGGAUCAUGAGUGCUGUGAAUGCCUUGUUACAAAAUUUAAUGGUGUCACAGCUGACCUUCUGUACAGAGUUGGAAAUCCCUCACUUUUUCUGUGAACUUAAUAACAUAAUCCACCUGGCCUGUUCUGACACCUUUUUUAUUGACAUGGUGAUGUAUUUUUCAGCUAUACUGCUGGGUGGUGGUUCCCUGAUUGGGAUCCUUUAUUCUUACUCUAAAAUAGUUUCCUCUAUAUGUGCCAUCUCCUCAGCUCAGGGGAAGUAUAAAGCAUUUUCUACCUGCUCAUCUCACCUCUCAGUUGUAUGCUUAUUUUAUUGCACAAUUUUAGGAGUAUACCUCAGUUCUGCUGCUACCCACAACUCACACUCCAGUACAACAGCCUCAGUGAUGUACACGGUAGUCACCCCCAUGCUGAACCCCUUCAUCUACAGUCUGAGGAAUAAAGACAUAAAGAGGGCUCUGAAAAAGAUUCUUUGA
Nycticebus coucang (slow loris) is the source of this 915-nucleotide messenger RNA. RefSeq names its product olfactory receptor 7A10-like. The transcript has a single exon. Gene Ontology annotation, biological process: G protein-coupled receptor signaling pathway. The record is from RefSeq and is a predicted model, not a curated record. Lineage: Eukaryota; Metazoa; Chordata; Mammalia; Primates; Lorisidae. Gene Ontology annotation, cellular component: membrane. Gene Ontology annotation, molecular function: G protein-coupled receptor activity; olfactory receptor activity. The coding region runs from base 97 to 915 and encodes 272 amino acids.